Penicillium bovifimosum is the source of this 2079-nucleotide messenger RNA. RefSeq lists its product as uncharacterized. The record is from RefSeq and is a predicted model, not a curated record. Gene Ontology annotation, cellular component: kinesin complex. Lineage: Eukaryota; Fungi; Ascomycota; Eurotiomycetes; Eurotiales; Aspergillaceae. The transcript has 2 exons. Bases 1 to 2079 code for a protein of 692 amino acids. Gene Ontology annotation, molecular function: protein binding.
AUGAAAGCUAUAAUAUCAUUCUUUCAAAGCUUGCCAGAGUAUUGGCACCUUUGGUUCAACCGACGAAGCGCCAAUAUUCCGUUCCACUCGAGACUGUACCGACCUUUAUACAACGUGAUCUGCUUUGGAAGGAGCUGGAAGAAAAGCUUCAAAUACGACAUUGUUCAUCGGUUUAACCCAAUUCUCUGGAUUGAUGCAACACGCGAAGAGACUGUCCGAUCUAGUUUCAGAAGAUGCGCCGCAGAAAUUGGGCUUGCGGAGGAACCAAACAAUCAGCAGAGUACAGCUCUUGUGGACGACCUAGUCAUUCAGGGUGUACUUCGAUGGCUUCGCAACCGCACUGAAGUGGAUGAUGAAUGGUUGGUUAUCGUCGACAAUGCGGACGACGUCACUUGGGGCAUUAAAAAGAUUAUGCCAAAGGGAACCCGAGGAAGAAUAAUUAUCACCAGCCGCGAUGGCCAAAGUCAAAAGCUGGUCGAUAAAGGCUGCGAACGAAUUCGAGUUGGUGACAUGUCCCCACGAGAAGCGAGAAUGGUCCUUCUGCGCCAUCUGUCGGACAACAUCGACUUGGUCCCAAAGUCCGUGCAAGAGGGCUGCGACGAAGUGGCGAAGAAGCUUGGAUACUUACCACUGGCGAUUGACCUUGCCGGCGCGUACAUCGGCAAUACCGUUGCCCCUGAACUGUCCCUCACGCAGUAUUUAGAAGACUAUGAGAAGCACCGCGAUGAGCUCUUGCAGAUGGAUCAUCUUCGAGGGUUAACCUCUGCGGAGAGAACUGUGUGGACGGUAUGGGAUACUACUCUAGAUAAAAUUGAAAGAGAGUAUUCCCACCUGCAGCCUGGUCUACUCUUGACACUAUUGGCUUGUUUCCAAGGAAAUAUUGUGCAGGACGAAAUGUUUCGUCUAGCGAGUCUAGGUAUGUCUACGGUCGUCAAGGAGCUCGGCGAAGGGGAUUGCACUGGGCUCCGAAUGUUUAUUCCGGAAUCCGAAGGAAAGUGGGACAACUUCAUAUAUCGACAUAGCAUAGAUGUCCUGGUUCGCUACGGUCUAAUACAGCUUGUGCACGGAGAUUGGCCUGGUACCACAAUGCACAGCCUGGUUCAGUGGAGAGCAAUUCGUCGCGACCAAAAUCGGAAUUGGCAGUCGUGGUACACUAGGUUUGUGCUUGCUGCUUGCUCCCAGAUUACGGCAGAAGGUCGCCAGCCACAGUUCCGCCGGCAUCUUAUCCUGCAUCUUCCGGAUGUAGGUAAUAUCGAUCCAAACUGUUUUAGCACCAGGGAAAUGAGCGAGAUUUUCAUUUGGACAACACUGGCGAAGGUACACUAUGAUGAAGGACGGUGGAAGGAGGCCGAGCAGCUCCAGGUGCAGGUGAUGGAGACGAGCAAGAUGAAGCUCGGCGAGGACCAUCCUUCCACACUGGCCAGUAUGUCCAACCUAGCCUCAACGUUUUGGAGCCAGGGCCGCUUGGAGGAGGCCGAGCAGCUUCUUGUGCAGGUGACGGAGACUCACAAGACGAAGUUCGGCGAGGACCAUCCUUCCACGCUGGCCAGUAUGGGCAACCUAGGCUCAACGUACAGGAACCAGGGCCGCUUGGAGGAGGCCGAGCAGCUCGAGGUGCAGGUGCUGGAGUCUCGCAAGACAAAGCUCGGCGAGGACCAUCCCCACACGCUGGCCGGUAUAGGCAACCUAGCCUCAACAUACAGGAAGCAGGGCCGGUGGGAGGAGGCCGAGCAGCUCUUUAUGCAGGUCAUGAAGACGAGCAAGGCAAAGCUCGGCGAGGACCAUCCUUCCACGCUGGUCACUAUGUACAACCUAGCGUUAACGUUUUGGGAUCAGGGGCGGCGGGAGGAGGCCGAGCAGCUCGAGGUGCAGGUGAUGGAGAUGAGCAAGAUGAAGCUCGGCGAGGAUCAUCUCUUCACGCUGACCAGUAUUGCCACCCUAGCCUCAAUGUACAGGGACCAGGGUCGGUGGGAGGAGGCCGAUCAGCUCGAGGUGCAGGUUAAGGAGGCGAGCAAGACGAAACUCGGCGAGGGCCCUCCCCGCACCCUGACCAGGGUGGCCAGUCCAUCGUCAAAGUAG